Lotus japonicus is the source of this 3105-nucleotide messenger RNA. RefSeq names its product protein RIK. The record is from RefSeq and is a predicted model, not a curated record. The transcript has 11 exons. Lineage: Eukaryota; Viridiplantae; Streptophyta; Magnoliopsida; Fabales; Fabaceae. Bases 343 to 1980 code for a protein of 545 amino acids. Gene Ontology annotation, molecular function: RNA binding. Gene Ontology annotation, cellular component: nucleus.
ACUCGCUUCCCCCCCCAAAUUGGGGGGAGCAAAAUUGAGGGUAUUGAGUGGUAUGUGGUGGAAUUGGUUCCAUUGGAUUCCAUCCUAUUCCAUCCACUUUUUAAUAAACCAAACAAGGGAUCCCUUCCUCCAUCCCUUCCAUUCCAUCCCGCUCCAUCCCCCUCCAUCAAUCCAAACGAAGCCUAAGAUAGAUUCGGGGGGUAAAGUAAAACCCCGUUUCACCGAUCCAACGCUCACGUUAUUAUCGUUUCCAAAACCAAGAAACAAAGGUCAAGAUUCUCAACAAAAUCAACCAAUCCUUUCAAUUCCGAUUGCCGAAUCAAUUCCAGAAUCGCUUCAUCAAUGACGGAGGAUAGCAGCGUUAGGGUUUCUUCUUCCGAUGAAGCCUCCGCUGCCAACGACGCUUCACAAGCAAGGCAGAGGAGAAAGAAGAGAAAGUGGGAUCAGCCGGCAGAGCCUUUGAGCAAUGCUUCUACGCCUCUUGGCGGGGUUGCAUUUCCGGGUGUAGCUCCGGUGGUCACGGGAGCACUUUUGACGAAUCCAUUGGCUGCUUCAGUUCAGCUUCAGCAGCAGCAAACUGCUGUCACUGCAGCCCAGAAAUUGACUCAACAAAAGAUCCAAGAUGAAUUAGUAAUUGCUCGAGAAAUCAUCAUAAAUGAUGCGGAGUCUUCUAUUCGUUACAAGUUGACGAAACGCCAAACACAAGAGGAGAUCCAGAGGUGCACUGGUACUAUAGUUAUAACUAGAGGGAAGUAUCGACCGCCUACUGCACCGCCUGAUGGAGAGAAGCCGUUGUAUCUUCAUAUCUCUGCAGGAGCUCAUAUAAAAGAGACGGCGGAACGGAUUUUAGUUGUUGAUCGUGCUGCCGCAAUGAUUGAAGAAAUGCUAAGACAGGGGCAAAAUUCACCGUCGAUUUCUACUGCAUCACCUUCAGCUUUGGCUAAUGGAGUGACGAUGCCGAGCGCAUGUGUGUUUUUGGGCUUUGAUGCUGACCCAUCAUUGAACAUUGUUGCUCGUAUACGUGGGCCAAAUGACCAGUAUAUAAAUCACAUUAUGAAUGAAACAGGAGUAACAGUUACACUGAGAGGGCGUGGUUCAGGAAAUGAUGAAUGCAUGAGUGGAGAAGAUGGACAACAGCCUAUGCAUCUGUUUUUGUCAAGUAACAAUUUGAAAAGUCUUGAAGAUGCUAGGUGUUUGGCUGAAAAUCUUUUGGAUACAAUCAGUGUGGAGUGUGGUGCUUCGAGGGUUCCAUCAUGUAAGGUUUAUAGUGCUGUUCCACCUCCACAGCAGGCAUAUACUGCUGUUCCCCCUCCACAGCAGGUAUAUACUGCUUUUCCACCACCCCAGCAGGUUUAUAAUGGCCCUUCAUUGUCAAAGCAGAUUUCUACUGCCAUUUCACCCCCGCAACAAGUUUAUAGAGCUGUUCCACCCCCGCAGCAGUUGUUGGCUGGAGUUCAGAGUUCUGGAGUUGAGCUAGAGGGAAUUGCAGGCCUAACCACAAAUUCGUUGUCAUCAAAUGUGGCCCCAACACCAGUUCCACCAGCUUCCUUGAUUGGAGUACCUGGUGUCGCCACUACCCUUAUGUCAGCGACUAUGUCACAAUCUACAGGAUAUUUAAGCUCCGGGCCUCAAGCAAACAUGAUUGGUUAUACUCUCCCUUCGGUAUCAGGUGGCACUAGCUAUAUUGGAUAUGGUGGAAUAUAUCCUCAAGCUACCCCAAUGCAGCAAGUUGCCCUUGCCCUGCGACACUCGCCUCCUGUUGCUUCAACCGUCGCUCCCACAACAUCGACAUCAAAUGGAGAAUCCAAGUCAACCACAAGCUCUAAUCCUGAAAAGGAGAGACGGCAACCUCAGAGGCGGAAGUUUCAAGAAUUACCAGUUGGUUCAAAGAGCACAACAAAACUCAAUCAGGUAUUUUCUCUGACCUUCUAUGAAGCUAAUAGGCUGACACUGGACCUGUCUGUUGGGCUGUUGGUUUGAAUGUUUGACAGGGUUUUCAGUUCUGAAGGACUUAUGAGGGUGCUUGUGGCUUCACAGCAUAUGCCCUUUCGCAAUCCAACUGUUAUUCUGGUUUUUUUGCUUUCAUUGGUAAACAUGCUGCAAAAGAUGUUGCAGCAUGCUUGGGCCAUGCCUCCAGUCCUGCAUGUAUAGGCUGCCAGCACCAAAAACACUAGAUUAGAGAAUGAGAUGUCACCAUAAAAAUAAUAAGUCAAGGAAUAAAGUUAAUGGCAUGUGAGUGAAAUGCAUGGAAAUGAUAAAACUUUUUAUAUUCUGGUUAUACAUUCGAAGGAAACUAACUUCUAAUAUUUUUAAAACUAUGGUGCUGUCAACCUUGUCCUAAAGGUGAUAAGAUAAAACCAUCUCCCUUAAAAUUGUUGCCUUCCUCUAUAGCCAAUUACCGCCUCGAGAUGCAAAAAUCUCACACCUCCUUGAAGUCUGGGUAGACUUAAUUCUACGUCCCUUGCAGUGAUUCAUUAAAAAUCCUUCUUUUGUGCUUCCAAUAUACCAAUCACUCAUAAAAAAACUCAGGUUUUUUUGGAAGAUUAACUUACCCUGAUUUUUGACAAAUAUGCGUCAUUUGGCAUUGGCGCUCAAACCUUUUUAUUGGGAAAACUUUACCUGCAGAUGUACAGUUCGCCAAUAACUCUAGGAAGCAUGAGCCACCACAACAAAUACCUAUGAUCCUUCUAUUUUAAUUGUAUUCAUUAUCUAUUUGCACAAUUGGAAGUCUACUAACUUUCUGUACUUCUGGCUGUUAUGCAUGUCGACAUUAGAACACGUUAGAAUGAUACACAGCUAACAAGUUGUCUGUUUAUCCUACCUUAUAUUGCUUUAUGUAUUUAUUUUUCUUGAUUUUCAGUCUUUAUUGACUUGUAAUUUUUGGCGUGUUGGAAUAUUUUAGUAAAUUAUCUGAUUCAGAAGUUGUCUGGAUUUUUGUUUUCUCCCACUCUAACUCAAUUGCAGGGAUUGGAACCUCUUAGACCUAAUGAACAAUCUGAUGAUCUGGUUUUGAGGAAUACAUCGAAUAUGCCUGCUCCUAGGAAGUUGAUGCAGUCCAAUGGAAUGGCACCACCUCCGCCAAGAACUAUGCCUCCACCACCUCCA